Messenger RNA from Phytophthora nicotianae INRA-310, 429 nucleotides. RefSeq lists its product as hypothetical. The transcript is spliced from 2 exons. The record is from RefSeq and is a predicted model, not a curated record. The coding region runs from base 1 to 429 and encodes 142 amino acids. Lineage: Eukaryota; Oomycota; Peronosporomycetes; Peronosporales; Peronosporaceae.
AUGGCGCCCAAACCAACACUCCCAGCCUGCGGCUACAUCGUGGCGGACCUCGGUCUACCUCAAGCAAUGGUCGACGAACUACUAUCUGAGGCCAAGGCUAGGACCUACGUACCAGUCUUUAAAAUGGUGGCCGGGGAUGAUGACGACGGUCUUCGUCAACAAUCACAACCUCGCCAGGAUUAUCCUAACGAAGUGAUUGCCACCGCGGCCAAGAAGAAGACAGGGCGUAUACCUGCGAGCGCUAUCUUUGCUCUGGAUGAAGGGACGAUUCUUCGAGCGUUCUCUGGCGGCUUCACGACACGAGACGACACCAAGGCUUGCGAGGUUCGUAUUCCUGUGGGAUACUGCAUAAUUUUCCGCGGAGACUUGAUCCCCAACGGCAUGCCCUACGCCGCCACCAACCAUCAGAUCCACUGCUACCUCUCCUAA